AUGGCGGUCGUCCCGGCCUCCCGGCGAGGCGCGCUGCUGCUUCUCCUGGCCGUGGCGGAGGUCGCGGAGGUGGCAGGGGGCCUGGCCCCGGGCAGUGCGGGUGCACUGUGUUGUAAUCAUUCAAAGGAUAACCAAAUGUGCCAUGACGUAUGUGAACAGAUAUUCUCCUCAAAAAGUGAAUCCCGACUAAAGCAUCUGUUACAGCGAGCCCCAGAUUAUUGCCCUGAAACAAUGGUUGAAAUUUGGAGUUGUAUGAAUUCAUCUUUGCCAGGUGUGUUUAAGAAGUCUGAUGGCUGGGUUGGCUUAGGCUGCUGUGAACUGGCUAUUACCUUGGAGUGUCGACAGGCAUGCAAGCAGGCAUCUUCAAAAAAUGAUAUUUCCAAAGUUUGCAGAAAAGAAUAUGAGAAUGCUCUUUUCAGUUGCAUUAGCAGAAAUGAAAUGGGCUCAGUUUGUUGCAGUUAUGCAGGCCAUCACACAAACUGCCGAGAAUACUGUCAAGCCAUCUUUCGAACAGACUCUUCUCCUGGCCCAUCUCAGAUCAAAGCAGUGGAAAACUAUUGUGCCUCUAUUAGUCCACAGUUAAUACACUGUGUGAACAAUUACACCCAAUCUUAUCCAAUGAGGAACCCAACAGAUAGUUUAUAUUGCUGUGACAGAGCUGAAGACCAUGCUUGCCAAAAUGCCUGCAAGAGAAUUCUGAUGUCUAAGAAAACAGAAAUGGAGAUUGUUGAUGGCCUCAUCGAGGGUUGUAAAACUCAGCCUUUGCCUCAGGAUCCUCUUUGGCAGUGUUUUCUUGAAAGCUCACAAUCUGUUCACCCUGGAGUCACUCUACAUCCUCCUCCCUCUACGGGCCUUGAUGGGGCUAAAUUGCAUUGUUGUUCUAAAGCAAACACUUCAACAUGUAGGGAACUGUGCACUAAACUUUAUAGCAUGAGCUGGGGCAAUACACAGAGUUGGCAAGAGUUUGAUCGCUUUUGUGAAUACAAUCCAGUGGAAGUGUCCAUGUUGACCUGUUUAGCAGAUGUCCGGGAACCUUGCCAGUUGGGCUGUAGAAAUCUUACUUACUGUACUAAUUUUAACAACAGGCCAACAGAACUUUUUAGGAGUUGUAAUGCUCAGUCAGAUCAAGGAGCCAUGAAUGACAUGAAGCUGUGGGAGAAAGGAAGCAUAAAGAUGCCGUUUAUCAACAUACCUGUUCUUGACAUUAAGAAGUGCCAGCCAGAAAUGUGGAAAGCAGUAGCUUGUUCACUGCAGAUUAAACCUUGUCAUAGGAAAUCCCGGGGAAGUAUUAUCUGCAAAUCAGAUUGUGUGGAGAUUCUCAAGAAAUGUGGGGACCAGAACAAAUUCCCCGAGGACCACACAGCUGAAAGUAUUUGUGAGCUUUUGUCACCUACAGAUGACCUAGAGAAUUGUAUACCUUUGGAUACAUACCUCAGGCCUAGUACUUUGGGUAACAUUAUAGAAGAGGUCACUCAUCCCUGUAACCCAAAUCCUUGCCCUGCUAAUGAGCUCUGUGAGGUAAACCGGAAGGGGUGUCCAUCUGGAGAUCCCUGCCUUCCAUACUCUUGUGUUCAAGGUUGCAAAUUGGGAGAAGCCUCUGAUUUCAUCGUCCGUCAAGGGACACUAAUCCAGGUGCCAUCAUCUGCAGGGGAAGUUGGUUGUUACAAAAUUUGCUCAUGUGGACAAAGUGGACUCUUGGAAAACUGUAUGGAGAUGCACUGUAUAGAUCUCCAGAAGUCAUGUAUUGUUGGAGGAAAAAGAAAAAGUCAUGGGACAUCCUUUAACAUUGACUGCAAUAUCUGUUCUUGUUUUGCUGGCAAUUUGGUGUGUUCUACCCGCCUGUGCCUCAGUGAGCACAGUUCAGAAGAUGACCGUCGCACCUUCACAGGUCUGCCCUGUAACUGUGCAGAUCAGUUUGUCCCCGUGUGUGGGCAGAAUGGACGCACUUACCCCAGCGCCUGCAUUGCUCGCUGUGUGGGCCUCCAAGACCAUCAGUUUGAGUUUGGAUCGUGCAUCUCAAAGGAUCCAUGUAAUCCUAAUCCCUGCCCCAAAAACCAAAGAUGCAUACCCAAACCACAGGUCUGCCUGACAACGUUUGAUAAAUUUGGAUGUAGCCAACACGAGUGUUUGCCGAGACAGCUUACCUGUGACCAGGUUCGCGAUCCUGUUUGUGACACACACCACAUGGAGCACAGCAGUCUCUGCGCCUUGUACCAGAGGGGGCAAAGCCUCUUAUACAAAGGCCCGUGCCAGCCCUUCUGCAGAGCCACAGAGCCCGUCUGCGGGCACAAUGGCGAGACCUAUAGUAGCGUGUGUGCUGCCUACUCGGACCGUGUGGCUGUUGAUUACUAUGGGCCCUGCCAGGCCGUCGGGGUCCUCUCAGAGUACAGUUCUGUCGCUGAGUGUGCUGCUGUGAAGUGUCCUUCACUCUCUGCAACUGAGUGCAAACCCAUCAUCCCACCCGGUGCUUGUUGCCCAUUAUGUGCUGGAAUGUUAAGAGUUUUAUUUGACAAAGAAAAACUGGAUACUAUUGCUAAGGUAACAAACAAAAAGCCAAUAACGGUUCUGGAAAUACUUCAGAAAAUCCGCAUGCACGUGUCUGUCCCACAGUGUGACGUAUUUGGAUACUUCAGCAUCGAAUCAGAAAUUGUGAUCCUGAUCAUUCCUGUUGAUCAUUAUCCAAAAGCUUUGCAGAUUGAGGCCUGCAAUAAAGAAGCAGAGAAGAUCGAAUCCCUCAUCAACUCCGACAGCCCCACUCUGGCAUCCCACGUCCCUCUCUCUGCUCUCAUCAUUUCCCAGGUACAGGUCUCAAACAGUGUGCCAUCAGCUGGCAUCGAGGCCAGAAUCCCCUGUCCCCCCUUCCUCCUCCUCCUCAGCCUGGGCCCUGCCUUGCACAUGGUCUGGACACGUAACUGA
This is a messenger RNA of Puma concolor (puma), 2916 nucleotides long. RefSeq names its product reversion inducing cysteine rich protein with kazal motifs (gene RECK). NCBI's taxonomy places the organism in Eukaryota, Metazoa, Chordata, Mammalia, Carnivora, Felidae. Gene Ontology annotation, molecular function: protein binding; metalloendopeptidase inhibitor activity. The record is from RefSeq and is a predicted model, not a curated record. Gene Ontology annotation, biological process: blood vessel maturation; extracellular matrix organization; sprouting angiogenesis. Gene Ontology annotation, cellular component: plasma membrane.